Pezoporus flaviventris is the source of this 3056-nucleotide messenger RNA. RefSeq names its product formin binding protein 4 (gene FNBP4). The record is from RefSeq and is a predicted model, not a curated record. NCBI's taxonomy places the organism in Eukaryota, Metazoa, Chordata, Aves, Psittaciformes, Psittacidae. The coding region runs from base 13 to 3015 and encodes 1000 amino acids. Gene Ontology annotation, molecular function: protein binding. The transcript has 16 exons.
UCCGCCGCCGCCAUGGGCAAGAAGUCCCGCUCGGCGCCGUGCCGCCGGCCCAUCCUCCAGCUCUCCCCUCCGGGCCCUCGCCGGGACGAGCCCGCGGCUCCCGCGGCCCCCGAGGGACCGGACUCCGGUUCCGAACCGGACGAACCCGAAGCCCUCACCGCACACCCAGCGCCCCCCGCCGUCAAGCCCACAGGAUCCCUCGCUCUGCCUUCCCCAGGCGGUCUGUGCCUGCUCGGUGCCUAUGCAGACAGUGACGAUGAGGAGGGUGAGACCCCAGAGAAGCCUUCCCGUUCCGUGGAUGCCAAUGGCAGCAAUUCCUCGGAUAUCGACAGCACCUUGGCCAACUUCCUGGCGGAGAUCGAUGCCAUCACGGCUCCCCCGCAGCCCGCAGAGCCCGCUGCAGUCUCAGCCUCCUCCUCCUCUUCCUCUGUGCUUCCCCCCACACCUCCCCGCCCGGAGCCCAAGGACCCAGGCUCAGGGCAGCCCUCGGGCACAGCCAAUGGUGCUGAUCCUGGGCCUGUGCAGGAGUGGCAGUAUGACACCCAGUGCUCCCUGGCUGGAGUGGGGGAGCUGGAGAUGGGUGACUGGCAGGAGGUGUGGGAUGAGAACACAGGCUGCUACUACUACUGGAACACCCAGAGCAACGAGGUGACCUGGGAGCUGCCCCAGUACCUGGCCACGCAGGUCCAGGGCCUGCAGCACUACCAACACAGCACCGUGGCAGGUGCCAACGGUGGCUUCGUAGCAGCGGCUGAGGUGUACCCCCAGGAGAAGGGGGUCGGCCGGGGGCCCCCCAUCACCAAGCGGGAGGUGAAGAAGGAGGUGAAUGAGGGUGUUCAGGCCCUCUCCAACAGCGAGGAGGAGAAGAAAGGGGUGGCCGCAGCCCUCCUGGCACCGCUCGUGCCCGAUGUGGUGAAGGAGGAAGAGGAGCGGUGGAGGAGGAAGGUGAUCUGCAAAGAGGAAGUGGAGCCCCCUCCAGAAGAGGAGGCGAAAGCAGAAGAGGCUCCGGCCGCUCCGGAAGAGCCGGAGCCCAGCAGGGAUCCCCUCCUGGAAGACCCGCUCCAGGAGGAGCUGUGCAGCGUGGUGCAGUCAGGGGAGAGCGCUGAGGAGGAGGAGGAGGAGGAACAGGACACCCUCGAGCUGGAGAUGGUGCUGGAGAGGAAGAAGGCGGAGCUGCGUGCCCUGGAGGAGGGCGAUGGCAGCGUGUCCGGCUCUAGCCCGUUGUCCGACGGGAGCCAGUCGGCCCCGCAGGAUCCGGCCCGCAGGUUGGCUUCCAAACGGGGCAAGUGGAAACUCUUUGUGGGAGCUGCCAGCCCCGAGUCUGCCAGUCGAGGCUCCAGCAAAACAGGCCGGGAAAGCCCGGAACAGGGAGAAGCAGCAGCCAGCAUGGAAACAACCGAUGCCAUUCCAGACAAAGAACCAGAGGCUGAGGAGCCCCAAGAGAAAGCCAAAAGCCAGGGGCCACCCAAAGUGGAAGAGGAGGAGCAGGACCUCAAGUUUCAGAUCGGAGAGCUGGCAAACACCCUGACUAACAAACUGGAGUUCCUGGGCAUCCACAGGCAGUCUAUCUCCAACUUCCACAUGCUGCUGUUGCAGACAGAGACCCGCAUUGCAGACUGGCGCGAAGGUGCUCUCAAUGGAAACUACCUCAAACGCAAACUCCAAGACGCAGGCGAACAGCUCAAACAAUACGAAAUAAACGCCACCCCUAAAGGCUGGUCCUGCCACUGGGACAGGGAGCAUAGACGCUAUUUCUAUGUUAACGAGCGCUCAGGAGAGUCCCAGUGGGAGUUCCCCGACGGGGAGGACGAAGAGGAAGGCCAGCGGACAGCCGACGGGAAGGCCAGCGCCAGUCCUCCUAAACCACCCCCAAAGGACAAGGGAGAGCACGCCGAGGAUGCUGCCGAGCGCCCCGCAGGCUCCCUUUGUAAAGAACCCUUCUCAGGCCAAGUUCCUGCUCCGUCUCUCAUGCCGCUCACCCCAUUUUGGACUCUGCUUCAGUCUUCCGUCCCGGUCCUCCAGCCUCCUUUGCCUUUGGAAAUGCCUCCCCCGCCUCCGCCGCCACCGGAUUCGCCUCCGCCGCCCCCUCCGCCGCCGCCACCGCCGGGAGAAGAUGGAGAGAUCCAGGAAGUGGAGAUGGAAGAUGAGGGGGGCGAGGAGCCGCCUGCCCCGGGCACAGAGGAAGACGCUCCCCUGAAGCCUCUCCCGCGCCCGGCUGCCACCGGCAGCACCCAGGCUGCCGCCGAAGCCAGCCCAGUGCCGCUGCUCUCGGUGAAGCCGCCGAAGAGGAAAGCCGUGGAGAUGGCCCCAGCGCUGCUGCAGCGCACGGCCACCAUCGGCAGCUGCCCCGUGCUCUACAGCCAGCCCCUGCUGCCCACCGCCAAGUACCAGCCCUCACCGGUGCCCUUGGCCUCGCUCCGGCCCCGCCAGCGCCUGCAGGGCGAGCUCCAGGCUCGCCCCAACCUCCGCAUGGGGCCGGGCCCCCAGCCCACCCCAAUGGGGCUGCAGCCGGGCUACAUGAGCGUCACCGCGCCCGCCGCACCGGCCCUCAUGAGCUACUCGGAGUGCGCCACCUCCGUCAGCCUGGCCGCGGCUGCCGUGCAGCCAGCACCGGUGCGAGGGGCCCUGCCCGCUGCCAACACCAGCACCGGCACCACGGAGCAGCCACCGCCACCGCCGCCCCCACAGACACCCCCCCCUCCCGUCCCCAAGGCCCCACCGCCGCCGCCGGACAAGGAGAAGCCGAGGAAGGGGCGGAAGGAGAAGGGCAAGAAGGGCAAGACAAAGAUGCCGUCGCUGGUGAAGAAGUGGCAGAGCAUCCAGCGGGAGCUGGACGAGGAGGACAAUUCCAGCUCCAGCGAGGAGGACCGGGAGACCACGGCCCAGCGGCGCAUCGAGGAGUGGAAGCAGCAGCAGCUCAUGAGCGGCAUGGCAGAGAGAAACGCCAACUUCGAGGCGCUGCCCGAGGACUGGCGAGCGCGGCUCAAGCGGAGGAAAACGGCGUCGAGCACGUGAGGGCCCCGGAGCCGUUGGCAUUCCCGACCCUUUUCCUUCCU